AUGUCUACUCUGUCGUACAAAAAGCAAGAUGCUUACUCCACGUCAUCCAAUGUCCCGGAUAAAAUGGCGGUAUUUCAAGAAUGUCUUCAACAAUUCAACGCUACUCCGGUGAAUGCAAAAAAGUGUAGACAAUUAUUGGCAAGAUUGCUUAGAUUGAUCUACAAUGGAGAGGAAUUACCGGCCCAAGAGUCAACAACAUUGUUCUUUUCCAUUUCAAAGUUGUUCCAACACAAGGACCAAUCUUUGAGACAAUUGGUAUACUUGACUAUAAAGGAAUUGUCGUCCACAUCAGAUGAUAUCUUGAUGGUCACUUCUUCGAUCAUGAAGGAUAUUCAAGGAGGCGAUGCUGUCUACAAACCCAAUGCAAUUCGUACAUUAUCUAAGGUGUUGGAUCCUACUACAGUGACUGCAGCAGAAAGAUUAUACAAAAACGCUAUUGUUGACAAGAAUCCAAUUAUCUCUUCAGCAGCAUUGAUCUCAUCAUAUAAUUUGUUACCUCAUGCCAAGGAAGUGGUUAAAAGAUUUGGAAACGAGGCAAUGGAAACCAUUCAAUCCUACAAAUCAUUCCCUCCUAAUCAGUUCCAAUUGCAUGAAUACUACGGUAGUGCUACUUCAAACUUGCCAUCCACUUCCUUCAUGUACCAGUACCAUGCGUUGGGAUUGAUUUAUCAAUUAAGGAACCACGACAAAAUAGCAUUGAUGAAGUUGGUCACCACUUUGUCAGAAGGGUCAUCAUUGAAGAAUUCAUUGUCUGUUAUUCAGUUGAUCAGAUACAUUAACAAAAUUCUAGAUGAUGAUGAGGCAUUAUUCUCGCAAUUAUAUCCAGUCUUGGUGGGAUUUUUGAAGCACAAGUCCGACAUGGUCGAGAUAGAAGCUUGCAAGGCUUUGAUAAAUUUGCAGCAUUUGUUGAAGGACGACCAGUAUAUGCAAAUUGUAUCCACUUUGCAAAAGUUGUUGGGCGUUCCAAGGACAGCAACCAGAUUUUCUGCAAUCAGAUUAAUCAAUAAGAUCUCAAUCAAACACCCAGAAAAAGUGUUGGUGGUAAACUUGGAAUUGGAAAGUUUGAUUAAUGAUUCAAACAGAUCUGUGUCAACAUUGGCCAUUACAACAUUGUUGAAGACUAUGGGUGCUGGUACUACUGAAAGUUCAACAGGAGGAGAAAGUGUCGACAGGUUGAUUACUAAAAUGACCUCCCUCAUGGAUGAAAUCACCGAAGACUUUAAAAUUGUCAUUAUUGAGGCUAUUGAGAACUUGGCAUUAAAGUUUCCAUCAAAGCACAAAAAGUUAGUUUCAUUCUUGACAGACUUGUUGAGGGACGAUGGUUCUCUCGCAUUAAAGACUUCCAUUGUUGACGCUUUGUUUGACUUGAUCAAGUUUUUGCCCAAUGAGAGUGCCAAGCAAUUGAUUUUGAUGAAUCUUUGUGAAUUUAUCGAAGAUUGUGAAUUUACUGAAUUAUCAGUUCGUAUCUUGCACUUGUUGGGUGAUGAAGGUCCAACCACCUCAAACCCUUCGUACUAUAUUAGACACAUUUACAACAGGUUAGUACUUGAAAAUUCUAUAGUCAGAGCCUCGGCGGUUAUUGCUUUAGCCAAGUUUGCUGCCGUUUGUGAAGGUGAUGUUUCAAGAAACAUUGUGAUUUUGUUGACCAGGUGUUUAAACGAUGUCGAUGAUGAGGUUAGAGAUCGAGCUGCCAUUUCAUUGAAUUUUAUCAAUCACAAGAAAAAGAAUUUGAUUGUUAGUGAUUCGAGGUAUGAUUUGUCAGCCUUGGAACACAAGCUUGUCAACUACUUGAGUGACAAUGAAAACUUUAGUGAAAAGUUUGACAUUUCUGAAGUGCCAUUUAUUACCGCGGAAGAAUUGAAAUCUAUUGAAUAUAAUAGGAAAUUGAACAAAUUGGAGCGCUCCUCCGAUGAUAGUACUGAAGCCAAUGAAGGUGCUAAAAAGAAGGACAAGUCAGAAGAGAGGUCCGAUAAUAGUGCUAACGACCUAUUGAAACAACAAGAAUAUGCGCAGGACCUCUCAGCAAUCUCUGGGUUCGAACUGUAUGGAAAAUUGACAAAAUCGUCCUUAACCCCAUUGUACCUCACAGAUAAGGAGAAUGAAAUUGUUGUCAGUGUUGUUAAGCAUUUGUUUGUUGAGUCUCAGAAAUUGGUUUUACAAUACAAUAUCAAUAACACUUUACCACAUACUGUCUUGCAGGAUAUUUCGGUUAUCGCACAGCCGGAUAAUGAGCUUUACCAAGAAGAGUCUAUUGUUACAUUGCCGGAGUUGAAGCCAAACGAAACUGGUGUAGUCUAUGUCUCCUUUAGCACACCAUCAGUGGAUGAUGAGGAACUUUUGUCGGCCUUUGGUAAUACUGUGGCAUACACAAACAGGGAUGUUGAUGAAGACGGCCAGGUUGAUCCCACGGAUGAUGGCUGGUCUGACGAGUACCAGAUUGAUGACUUGGUUUUGUUUGCAGGCGAUUUUAUAAAUCCACUUUACAAUUCAAAUUUUUCCGCUGUAUUUGAUCAAUUACCAGCUUCCGAAGAAGGUAACUCCACCGGUUAUAUCGUCAAUGUUGACAGUUUGGAAAAUGCCGUGAAUAAAUUAAGAAGCAGCUUGAAUAUGACGCCGUUGGAUGGCUCUGACUACGUGCCAAGUGAUUCUAACUCGCACAGUUUGAAAUUAUUGGGCAAGGAUGUUUGGGGUGGCAAGGUUGGUGUUUCGAUUAGGUUGGCCAAGACAGGUGGUAAAAUCGUUGGUCGUAGUGAAGUGAGAACUGAAACUGACAAUUUUGCAAAUGUUGUUACUAGUAGCAUAUACGACUCGUUAUAG
Lodderomyces margitis is the source of this 2817-nucleotide messenger RNA. RefSeq names its product coatomer subunit gamma (gene SEC21). The record is from RefSeq and is a predicted model, not a curated record. The transcript has a single exon. Gene Ontology annotation, cellular component: COPI vesicle coat; endoplasmic reticulum-Golgi intermediate compartment; Golgi membrane. NCBI's taxonomy places the organism in Eukaryota, Fungi, Ascomycota, Pichiomycetes, Serinales, Debaryomycetaceae. The coding region runs from base 1 to 2817 and encodes 938 amino acids. Gene Ontology annotation, molecular function: structural molecule activity. Gene Ontology annotation, biological process: endoplasmic reticulum to Golgi vesicle-mediated transport; intracellular protein transport; protein secretion.